GUGCCAUCCCUGUUUAACGUAACCCUAACCUAACAUUUCAAUAUUUAGUUAUGUUUGUAAUAUGAAUAUGUUUAUAAUAUUAAAACUGCAAUGAGUACCGAAGAAGUGAAAACAGAACCGAAACCGGUCUUCAAAGUGGCCUCUUUCCAGCAAAACAAAAACCCCAACAAGAAACGAGCUUGGAAAUCUCUGAAACAAAUUAUCACUUCGGAGAGAGCUCUGCCUUGGCCUGAAGAUGUUAUUCAUUACAGUUCGAUAAAUGCACCUCCAUCGUUUAAACCGGCCGAAAAGUUUUCGGAUUUGUCCGGUUUACAUGCACCAUACACCGAUCCUCAAACCAGACUGAGAUUUGCCAAUAAGGAAGAAUAUGCCACUCUAACUGAUUUACCUAUGGACAUUACGGCAGGAUAUCUUGCCCUACGAGGGGCAACUAGCAUAGUGGGAUAGUUAUUGCCAUUUGUAUGAUUUUUUAUUUAUAUUUUUUAGUAAAUUUUUAAAACACAAAUUUGCUUCUCAAUUUAAUUGGUCUAAAUAAAAGUACUUUUUAUGUUUUAAGAUAUUUAAUUACAA
This is a messenger RNA of Brassicogethes aeneus, 570 nucleotides long. The record is from the annotation of a GenBank genome assembly. Lineage: Eukaryota; Metazoa; Arthropoda; Insecta; Coleoptera; Nitidulidae.